CAACGUGGACUCUGAGUCUGGAAUCACUGAUGGCUGACUGAGAGUUCACACCGAGCAUGCUCAGUGACAGGGACACAGUCCAUCUGUGUGGUAAUAUAAGUGUCACUCAGUGUCCUGAAGCUCCAGAAAUCCACUGAGAAACCGGAGGAAACUGAAGCUGCAGAACUUCAUUCACAAUCCUCCCCAUUCUAACUUUCAGGUGUGAAAGGUUCCUUGGACCAUGGUCUUCACCAAAGGACUAAAAUCUGGUCCAACCUAAAGAAGUGGUCUCGGUGUGGAUCAAACUGAACCAUGGAUCGGUUCAUUUGCAGAGUGAAAACAGUUCUUAGAUGAUUCAGACCAGUUACAGGAAGUUGAGGCUCAUCAAACAUUUAAAAACAGAAGAAGAAAAACAACAGGAAGUGAAGCAAAACUGAGCCGAGGGAGAAAACGAGGAGAUGAAAUAUUUAACUCUGAUCAAAAGUCAACUUGAAAAAAAAAAGAAUAAAAUUGCUGAAACAUUCAAGUUAUUUGAACUGACAACGUGCCGUCUAUGAACCAAUCAGAGCACAGAGAGACACAGCUCAGCAGGAUGAGUGACGUCCGCUUGGCUUCAGCCUCCUCCCCUGUCUCCAAGGUAACCGGCCUGUCUCCAGGAUGCAGUUCCCACGGCAGCGAACCCCCAGCCUUUGUCCUCCCUCCUCGCAAUGCCCGGGUCACCCUGGGGGGAGACGCCCGACUGGAGGGGAAGGUGCGUGGUCAUCCUGAGCCUCAGGUCACAUGGUACAGAGAGGGGAGGGCUGUGAUUGGUGGAGAGCGCCGUGUUGUGGAGCAAGGUGGACGUGGCACCUUCAGUCUGGUGGUGGGCGGAGUCACAGAGGAUGACCUGGGACGAUAUACCUGUCAGGCCACCAAUCAGGCGGGCAGUCGACAGGUUACCGUGGAGAUCCUUCUGGAAGAGGAUUCUGGGAAGAAAUAUGGCCUCCGGUCCUCGGUGAAAACAGGGUGUCGGCCUGCGGUCCCAGCGGUGGAGAACAGGCCCAGUAUUUGGGGCGAGAGUCCGCCAAAGUUCAUCACAAAACCGAGCCGAGUGUUCGCCAAGCUGGGACAGAGUGGGAAGUUCUCCGCCAAGACAACGGGACGUCCACAGCCCCGGGUCACAUGGUAUAAGGGGGGCACCGAGGUCCAGUCCUGUGGGCGAGUCAGUAUGUACGAGCGCUCUGGCCUUCAUUUCCUGGAGAUAAAGGAAGUGUGCAUGGACGAUGGCGGAAGUUACACGUGUUCGGUCACCAACGCCGCUGGUACAGCCACCGCCACUGCCGAGCUCCACAUCCAGGGUGCUCCUGAUGACUCCUCCAGGACUGAUCCUCCUGAGACCACACAGACCAGGAUGGUGGAAAGAGCUGAUCCCAGCACCGAGGCAGGGCAGCCCAGACUCAGGGAGAAGCAGCAGCAGCAGCAGAGCCCCCUCCCUCAGUCUGGACAGGCAGCCUCCUCGAGAAGCAGCCCUUCCAAACAGCUCCCCCCAGUGGCUGAGAGAAGAACUGCAGCUGCUCCAGCUACAGUCCUGUCAGUCCUCAGUCCUGGUCCAGUCCAGACCGGAUCAGUCCAGCAGUCAUCAGCUGUUUCAGACAGCAGCAGAGCUGUCAGGAGGUCGGUGUCGGGGCCCAACUUGCGGUUCGAGGCCGUUCCUCUGGACCAGGAGGCCACAGAGGGAGGACAGGUGACAUUCACCUGCCAAGUCUCGUCCGUUGCCGUCGCCAUGGUUACCUGGCUAAAGGACGACCGACCAGUGAGGAUGGGACCAGGUCUGCAGCAGAGAAAGGACGGGACCCGUCUCACCUUCUCCAUGGAGAGAGUGAGACAGCUGGACCAGGGGACAUACCGGUGUCAGCUGACCACAGCCGACGGACUGACGGUCGAGUCCAGAACAUGGGCGCUCAGUGUCCACGGUGUGUCCCGACCCCCAGCCUUCGUCAGCAGGCUGCAGGACUGCUCAGUAACAGAAGGUCAGGUCUUCAGCCUUCAGGUCUCUGUGGAGGGAAAACCUGCCCCAACAGUCCGCUGGCUGAUCAACG
Lates calcarifer (barramundi perch) is the source of this 2057-nucleotide messenger RNA. Its product is annotated as myosin light chain kinase, smooth muscle-like. The record is from RefSeq and is a predicted model, not a curated record. NCBI's taxonomy places the organism in Eukaryota, Metazoa, Chordata, Actinopteri, Centropomidae. The annotation marks the transcript as partial. The transcript is spliced from 12 exons.